Papilio polytes (common Mormon) is the source of this 1009-nucleotide messenger RNA. RefSeq names its product enkurin. The transcript is spliced from 4 exons. Gene Ontology annotation, cellular component: acrosomal vesicle. Bases 135 to 896 code for a protein of 253 amino acids. The record is from RefSeq and is a predicted model, not a curated record. Gene Ontology annotation, molecular function: calmodulin binding. Lineage: Eukaryota; Metazoa; Arthropoda; Insecta; Lepidoptera; Papilionidae.
GCCUGAAUUCAAUGUUUCCAUAGCAACCAAAAUAGUAUUAUUCCUGGAAUAAGCUAAACUGGUUUUAUAAUUUUGUACAUUUAAUCUGAAUUUUACUCCCUGUUCAAAUAUAUAAUUCGUUAAAAUCAAAAUCAAUGUCCUUAGUGGAGAUAACGCAUCAUGACGAAGUCAUAUACAGAAUACUCGAUAAGCCUCCACCAGAACCGCCCAAGACGCCUCGGUAUGAAUCAAAACUGGAAAGAGAGCUUAAAGAAACUAAAAUUCCUCAGAGAAGACGUACUUUUGGAUACGCAGAGACGCCUUUGAAGCCGCCGGAACAAUUCCUAAAGAAAGGUGAAGGUAUUGGUCAGCCGCCUAAAAAAUCUGACCAUAAGUGCAUCAUCGGCAAUUUACCUGCGGUGCCUAGAUGUCCGCCCCCGGAAAAGGUUAAGGAAAAGCCUAAAAUUAAUAUUCGUGUGCGGAAUAUGAAAGCAGUCUUAAAAGCAAAACCGCGACCAGUUGAACCAAGGUUAGUGGAUACUAGAGAUGGCCACAUAAAAAAGAUUAAAGGUUCUGGUGAAGUUCCGGAAUAUUGUCUCAGACCGGAUUUUGGACAGAUGCCCGAAUAUUUGGUCAAAAGAAAUCGGAAAAUUCAGAAGAGAUUGGAAAAAAUGAGAUUAGCCGAAGAAAACAAGGAAAGCCUAUGCAAACUCAUUAAUGAACAGGAGCGACAAAAACUUUUAGAUGAUCUGAAGCAAAAUUGGCAAUUAAUGCAAAAGGCCUUCUUGCAAUUGCCGAUGCUCACGGACACGGUACCGAAAAUUGUCAGAAAAACUAAGAUGGAACAAGAACUUCGUCAAUUGGAGAAGGAUAUCGCCUUAGUUGAAUCAAAUCCCUACAUCUACAUAUAUGAAUGAUUUCUUUAUGCAAAUUAUUUACUAAUUGCAUUUUCGUUUAUCUAAUAUUUUUUUCCUGGAAGAAUGGUUUUUAUCUAUUAUAGUUUUGUUAUUAAAAGUUUGAUUUUAUCUUA